AUGGCCAGAGACGUCAGUCCUCUGAGUCUCCAGCCUUUGUCUGUGAGGAACCGACAAUGGGUUGGAGCCUCUUUGGGUUUUGUUCUGCCUUUCUUCCCCCUACGUUCUCUAAUUUUCUGCUACUUCCUGUCUUGCGCAGCUGCAGCAGGCAGUUUGCCUGGUAUAGAAUAUAGCUAUGGCAUUAGUCCCAAAUUUGUUUGCACCCCAAUUCCCCCAGAUGCAGAUCCCAGCUGCUAUUCCCCACCCAGUGUGCCCCAUGGACCCAGCAGUAAUGGCCAUAGUAACGGUCACAAUGGCAGCAACCGGCGAGGCAUGAUGUCUGACGAGGCCAAAGCCACCAUCUUACAUCUGCGAGAAAGCCUUGUGAGGCAGAAGGAGACCAUCCUGGACCAGCGGGAGACCAUCAGGGAGCUGACUGCCAAGCUCACCUUGUGCGAAGGCUUCGGUGGGCACCAUGGUAUUGGUAAUCAUGAUAACCACCAUGAUACCCAUCACGACAACCAUCAUGAUACCCAUCAUGAAAAUCAUCAUGACAACAACCACGAUGACCACCACGGGCAUCACGGCAGCCACCACGCAUCAUCAUCACCACACCAUGGCCCUUCAGCGUAUCACAGCAAUGAUCACCACUACUCCCACGGUAACCACAGACCAGACACCCACCACAGGAAGGGAUCAUCAUACAGCAAACACAACUCCUUCUCUCCCGAGCAAACGGGCAAAACCCUGCAGACACUGAAGGAGAGGCUGGAGAACCUGCAGGCGAGGAACUCUUCCAGCUCCUACUCCAGCUCCCUAAGAGAACUCCUCCAGCGGAAAAUCAACGCCCUAGAGGAGCAGCUGCACAGCUACUACCGAGAUCACCAUGACUAUGGCCACCAUAACGACCAUCACGGUGAUCACCACGACGAUCACCAUGACGACCACCGCAGUAGCAGCAACUACGAUGACCAUCAUGAUGAUCAUCAUGAUGAUAACCAUGACAGCCGGCAUCACGGUCACUAUGACGACCAUCACAGCGACCACCACGAUGACCAUCACAACGACCACCACGAUGACCAUCACAACGACCACCACGACACUGAUCACCACGACAUUCACCACGAACUUGGCCACCACGAUGACCACCACAAUGAUCACCAUGAUGACAAGCACCACAGCACCGACCACCAUGAAAGCCACCACGGCAGUGAUCAUCACCCACGGCGACUGCCUUUCAACAGCAAAGAGCCGAGUGCCCGGGGCACCGGGCACAACAAACUGGAAACAGUGCUUGGCCAACUGCACCAUGGCAACAAUGACCACGACCACAAGAAGCUAAAAAGUCCUAGUGCUUUCCUGCUCGACUUCCCCAUGAGGACCAACUACAUGUAUGGCAGGAUGAAGCGGCCGGUGGUCAAAGAGAUCUUUGCCCUGACCAUCUGCCUGUGGCUGAAGGCAGGGGCAGGUCCAGGCCUCGGCACUCCCUUCUCCUACGCAGUACCAGGGCAAGCCAAUGAGCUGGUGCUCGUCGAAUGGGGUAGUAACCCCAUGGAGCUGCUAAUCAACGACAAGGCGGUGACAUUGCCCAUAACCAUGACAGAUGGGAAAUGGCAUCACGUGUGUGUGACGUGGUCGACACGUGAUGGCGUCUGGGAGGCCUACCAGGAUGGGGUGAAGAAAGGCUCGGGGCAAAACCUGUCACCCUGGCACUCCAUCAAACCAGGGGGGAUUUUCAUCCUGGGGCAGGAGCAGGACACAAUGGGUGGCCGCUUCGACGUCACUCAGUCUUUCAUGGGGGAGCUGUCAGAUCUUCAGUUCUGGUCCAGAGUCCUGACACCAAACGAGAUCUACAGCCAGGCGACCUGCGCAGGCCACCUCAUCGGUGACAUCAUGUCCUGGUCGGAGGAAUCGGUGGAGCUCCACGGCGGGCUCACCAAGUUCCCCUUUGAGCCCUGCCACUAAGGACUGACGCUGGACCCUCACACACAAAUCUGUAGCAUCAUCUGUGUCAGA
Seriola dumerili (greater amberjack) is the source of this 1995-nucleotide messenger RNA. RefSeq names its product neuronal pentraxin-1-like. The transcript is spliced from 6 exons. The coding region runs from base 1 to 1944 and encodes 647 amino acids. The record is from RefSeq and is a predicted model, not a curated record. Lineage: Eukaryota; Metazoa; Chordata; Actinopteri; Carangiformes; Carangidae.